Molecule: messenger RNA, 5278 nt
Organism: Lactuca sativa (garden lettuce)
Lineage: Eukaryota; Viridiplantae; Streptophyta; Magnoliopsida; Asterales; Asteraceae
Source: RefSeq, a predicted model, not a curated record
ACAUGGUCUAGUUUAUCAUAAGGACCACGUGUCGUUCUUUCCAUAAAGCACAUGUAUUAUUUUAUGUAAUGUUGUCUUUAUUUUAUUAGAUUAACCAAGCAAAACUUUUGCUUUUUGUCGACUAAUGAAAAUGAAAAGAGAUCCCCUAUUUACGCUUGGCAACAUCUAUUCCAACAACAAGUUUAUAAUAUUCAAAAGUAUUAUCAACUUCAAUAAUCAUCUUCGCUGUAAUUCUUUUUCUUCAAAGUGUGCUUGUAAUUCAGCUUGUAAACCUACUUCUUCAAUAAUAAUAUUCGCUGCUACCGCUGAUGGUAUGGAAACUCAAUCCUCCAUGGAAUCGUCAGUACAAACAUGCCGUCACUUUGACUUUUGUGAGAUUCUCUUAGCAACCGCUAACUUUGACGAUGCAUUAGUAAUUGGGAAAGGGGGUUUUGGAAAAGUUUACAAAGGUAACAUUAUCAAUGGAUCAAGUGUUGCGGUUGCUGCCAUCAAACGGUUAGAUUUAGUGUCCUCUCAAGGGGCCUCAGAGUUCUGGGCAGAAGUUGAGAUGCUUUCAAACUUGCGUCACUGUCACCUUGUAUCUUUAUUUGGCUAUUGUAAUUAUGAAAAAGAGAUGAUUCUCAUCUACGAAUAUAUGCCCAAUGGAACACUUGAAGACCACCUCCAUAAGCUUGGUACCCCUCUUUCUUGGCUUCAACGACUCAAGAUCUGCAUAGGUGCUGCUCGUGGGUUAGACUAUCUCCACACCGGUACAGGGAUUGAUUUGGGUGUUAUACAUCGUGAUGUCAAGCCCUCAAAUAUUUUGUUACAUGAAAGCUGGUCAGCAAAAAUAUCAGAUUUUGGAUUGUCGAAAAUAGGGCCAACAAAUCAGCCGUGUACUUAUAUAAACACACUUGUUAAAGGAACUUUUGGGUAUUUCGAUCCAAAUUAUUUCACAACCGGAAAGCUAACAAGGAAGUCCGAUGUGUAUGCUUUUGGUGUGGUACUGUUGGAAGUGCUGUGUCGGAAGCGUGCAGUUGAUAAUAGUCUUGAUGUGGGCCUGGCAACAUGGGCUCAAGAUUCUAUCAAAGAAGGAAAUUUAAAACAUAUUAUUGAUUCUUCUAUAAGGUGUCAGAUAUCCUCAAAAUGUUUGAAGGAGUUUGUUAGAAUUGUAGAGAGAUGUUUGCUUAGUAAUCCAAAGCGGCGUCCUACCAUGGCUGAGGUUGUGGUUGGUCUUGAGUCUGUACUGAACUUACAAGAGAAAAGGAAUAGUUUGUUGCAACCUGCUGGAAGAACCAUAUUUGGUCGAAUGGUUGAUAGGUUCCCCUCCUUGUCUAGCAGAGAGAACUCUGCCCAUGGUGGUUCAGAUCUAUCAACUAACAACAAAGGGGACAAUAGAAAUGUUGGUGAUACUGUGGUUGAUAACGAAGAUUUCACAAUUCCUAUGCCAAGUUUGAAAGUAUUUAAGUUUGUUGAUCUAAAAAAAGCUACAAGAAACUUCAGUCAACAUUUUCUCUUGGGCAGGGGAGGUUUGGGAGAGGUGUUCUUAGGUUGGGUUGACAAGAACACAUUGGCCCCUUCAAGAGAGGGUGUUGGAAUUGCUGUUGCUGUUAAAAGGUACUCUGAAGAUCUUCCAGAAUGGGAGACGGUGGUGACUGGCUUGGGGGAGUUGUCUCAUCCAAACAUUGUUAGUGUCUUGGGAUAUUCCGAUGAUAAAAAACACCAAUGCUUGCUUGUUUAUGAGUAUAUACACAACCGAAAUCUUGGGCGCUUCUUAUUUCAAGAUGAACAUGAUUUUGUUGAACCACUUUCAUGGGGAACACGACUUAUGAUAAUGAUAGGAGUAGCUCGUGGGCUUGCUUUUAUGCAUUCGUCAAAAAAUCAAGUCAUACACGGUCAUGUUGAACCAUCUAAUAUAUAUUUGGAUCAGAAUUUUAAUGCAAAACUAGGGGAUUUUGUGUUGGCAAAAUUUGGCCCAGAAAUCCAGAAGUUGGACAGUAUUACUACAGGAGUUAUGUGUAGCUUAGGUUAUUUCGACUCACAAUAUCUAAGCACAGGCCACUUGACUGUGAAGAGUGACAUUUAUAGCUUUGGAGUGGUGUUGUUGGAAACCUUAAUAGGCCAUCGAGCAUGGAGUAUAGAGUGGCCUAUAUCUGAGUUUAAUUUAGUAGAUAGAGACAAGGUAAAGAAAAUAAUUGAUCCACAUCUUAGGCAUAAUUAUCCCCUAGAAGAUGCUUUCAGUUGUGUUAUGCUUGCAUUAAGAUGUGUUGCUAUGGAUCCCAAGGAUAGGCCUUCAAGUGAGGAAGUUUUGCAAAGCUUAGAACAAUUGCAUGUUGUCAAAAGCUAAUGCAUAGAAGGUAUGUAGUUAUGCUUAGACUUGUGUACUAAAUAUGUUUUGUUUGUUGUUUCUUUGUUGCCUUGUUUCACAUGAUCUAAUCUAUUUAAUGUUAUACACUUAGUUUGGACAUUUUCUUGAUAUCAAUGAAAGGACGUGUCAAAGAAAACCCAGGUUCUUUUUUCUACUUCUACUUCUCCUAUAUUAUACAACAUUAGACGUCUUUUGUUCUCAACAUCCGAUCGGUUAAUACAUAUGUGAUUAUAAAAUUAUAUUUCGAUCACAACCCCACUCAAGUCUCAUGUGCUUCUUUUAAAAUGAUCAAAAUGAACUUUAUAAAUUUGCUUAGAACAAAAAAAUCAUCAUAGAUGAUUUGUAUUUAAUCUAAAAGGAUAUUCAUAUUUAUGCAUACACCAUCUAAAAUAUGUGAUAAAGCCAACACAUUACUAAGAGUAUCCACAAUGCAUUGAACUCUAUAAAGUUCAAUGGAGUGCCACAUCAUCAUUCACUAUUCCAUACAACUCUAUUCAUUUUUAUCCUAUAAUGCGUUAAACUCUACAAGUUCAAUGGAACAUAUUAAAAAAUAUUUAUUUAAAGAUUUAAUGACUUUCUUUUUUCCCAUUGAACUGCAAAUACAUUGAAUGCCAAUGUGGCAUUUCAUAAUGGUGGAGUUGUAUCCAUUGAAUGACAAGUAGGCAUGACAACUCAUUCAACUCUUCCAUUAAACUCAUCAUUAUGGAUGCUCUAACGUAUACUCUCCCCACUUUCAUGGUUUAUGUCCGUGAGGCGUCUCUGCCUAUGUAUUGUUGAGAAUUCAAGUGCAAAUUUAUGUACUUACUCUCCAUUAGAUAUCUAUAUGGGAGAGGAAGAAUCUGAUGCAGACAACACCUUUUUUGAAGUAACCUUCUAGUGCUUCAUCAUAACUAGUUAACAUAUGAAAAAUAUUUUGACAAAAGUAAAUAAUCAACAAAAUAACAAAUAUAUAACAAACAUAAUUCAAAAUAUAAAUACAAGAAGUAAUUCACAAGAAAAACAUACUUGAAUGUGUUAUACAUAACAUAAUACAAACUCAAAAUUGUUGAAGAUUGAGGCCUGCAAGUAGUGUCCUAAGAUCGAGAUUUCAGGGUAUGGAUCUGUCUUGAGGAUACAACAAUCAAUUCAAGAAACGAUCAAUCUGUCGAAAAUUUAUAUGUUCUCUUUAUCUUCAGAAAAAUGAAUUUGCCAGAGUUUUUGUGGUGUGAUAUGAUUUCUGUAACACUCAACAAAUAACUAAAACCAAGUAUUUAUAAUUUUUUGAUAUUGACAGUUGGAAACUGUCAAAUGCCGAAAGUAACUACCAUAAUACCUAUAAAUUUAGUAAUUAUGAAUUUAAUAAAAAUAAAAAUUAAUUUUGUAGUUAAAACUAUUUAAUUAAUCUGGAAGACCCUAAGAGCCCUAAGGCCUAAGGCCCAUCUUUUGACCAUUAACUAUUCUUUUGAUAUUAGCCUAAUUUAAGUCCAAUUAAGCUAGUCUAACACCACAUCCUGAGCCUAUCAAUCUUAUCCCAACGCUUUAUCUUAUUGAUAAAUUAAUGAGGCUUAGACUUAUAAGGAUAAACUUUUCCUUUCUUGCUUCCAAUGUGGGGCAAGUCCCACAAUGCAAAUUAUUAAUCAAAGUUCCAACAGAAAAAACAAGGAGUCGCUUCAAAGGAAUAAAAACUACAACAUACUAAGAAAUUUAAUACAAGAUAAACGAGUUGUACCUACUAAUUUUUCAUUAGUUAAAUGUUACGUUUUUUGUUCUGUUUCUAGUUGCUAUGGUUCUAGCUAUUAUGACCUGUUUUUCUAUGUUUCCAACUACUCAUUUUGCUUAUGAGUUUGAAUUCAACUCCAACAAAUCUACCAGGGAAGUCAUUCAGGAGAGGUAAAAGUUAGUCUCUAUUGAAGUGGCAUAAUUAUUAAGGACCUUGAAAUUUUAGAGUUCUUGUGAUAGCCUUUCGGUACAUAGUGAUAUUAUGACAAUUGAAGUUAGGAGUAAGGGUAGGGUUCCCUCUGUUAAAAUUAGUGUUAGUAUUGUUCAACCAAGCAUUUUUGUGGAAUUUAUGCCUGCCAAGGUGACAAGUCUUUUAAAAUUGAAGGGCCAAAAUUGUAACUUCAAAUUUAAAUGUCAAGUUUGUUUCGUGAAGAAUGUCAAGAAUUAAAUUGGGAGAAAAGUUCAAACUAACUUUGGGUGAGAGAUGUGAACAUUUGGACUUCAUUUUAGUUCUUUUGUCAAGCUAUGCAUGUUUAUUUCAACUGAGACAUCUAUUGAAAUAGAAGUGGCGAGAAAUGAAGACAAUGGAGAGUUUGAUGUGAAACAAGUGAGACGCCUCUUCGAUAUAGAACUGGAUAGCAGCUACAACUCUUUUAAGUGGGUUAACUUGAUUCUUAUCAAAGUUAAUUGCUUUGUUUGGAGAUUGAUUAAAGACAGCAUUCCCACUUUUGCCGAUAUUUCGAAGAGAGGAGCGAGUGUUUCUCCUGCAACAUGGCCAUUCUACAAGUUCUCAGAUGAGGCUUUUGAUCACGUUUUCUUUACCUAUUUCAAUGAUUCAAAGCUAUGGAGUUGGAUAAUUGGUUAGUCUUCCUCGUUGCAAGGUCUUCCUUCUUCCUAUAUUCAAGUGGAGUUGUAGAAGGCGAACAUAUGUGAUAAAAAUGUUAUAAAUCUGCAUUUAACUCUCAUUUAUUCUAUCCUCCGGAUGAUUUGGAAGGCUCAGAAUGCUUUAGUGUACCAGAAUGAGAGGAGAGUAGUGAUGCUUAUUGCGGAUGACAUUUUCAUUACUACUUUUAAUUAGGUUAAAAAUAGAUCCAAACAUCGUCUUUUUGUUUGGUCGGUUUGGUGUUUGUCUCCUAUUUCAAACUUAUUUUUGUAAUUUGGCUUGAGCUAAUUUCUUAAGUCAUUCUUGUUUCUAAUGUGUUGCAUGCUAUUAAAAAGGCAUGUUUAUUUCAA